Cinara cedri is the source of this 6363-nucleotide messenger RNA. The record is from the annotation of a GenBank genome assembly. NCBI's taxonomy places the organism in Eukaryota, Metazoa, Arthropoda, Insecta, Hemiptera, Aphididae.
CUCAAAACAGUUUUCUCCUUUAUUUGUCGGUACGAAUUUUCUGCCCGGCCGCACUGCACAACCUCGUGCGUUAACAGAUUACGUUUUAUCACUACUAACUCUAAGUGUUCCGAAAUUGAUAAUCGCUAUUUGCUACACGUCCGCCAGAGGCUAUUUAAACGUAGGUAACAAUAUUUAAAAUUUAAAUAGUUUUUGCCACCUGAUAAUCCAAAGGAAAAAUCAUGGUCAAAUCGGGGCUUAGGAAGUUCACCAAAAAAGAAAAGUCUAAGGUUAAAUUAAAAGUGUCGCACAAAACACUCUUGCCCAAAGGACAAAAUGUGACCGAUACGAAUUUCAAAGUACGCAAGAUCGUGUUGCCCGGUCAGCUCAAAGAACGCGGUGAACACGAGAUACUGUCCAAAGGCAAUUUAAAUAUCAAGGUAUUCAGUUGAAAUUUUGAAUUUAUAAAUUGAAAUGCUAACGUAGGCACAUAAUUCUUGCAGGAACUACUGUCUAGGUUGGGUCACCAUAAUAUGUGGCAGAGACAAUCGGGAUUGGAAGGUCUUAUCGAUUUGGUAGCUUCUUACCCUCCACAAUCUAUGGCUGUUCACUUGUCGUCUUUCUUAGAAGCGGCAUCACGUAUGACACUAGACGGUGAAGCAGACAUACGUAAACUAGCUGUAAAACUACUAACAUCUAUACUGACUGCCGUAAAUGAAGAUCUGAUAGCUCCUUCUUUUGAGAUUGUUAUACGGUAUUUGGCUUGUGCUAUGAGUCAUAUUAAUUCUGCUGUCAGGGAGACGUCUCUUAGUGUGUUAGAUGUCCUCAUAACCAAGAGUCCCAAACUCACAGCUGUCCACUGUCAGGUAUUACAUUUUAUUUUCCUUUAAUUCAUGAAUUUAAACUAAUCAAAUUGUUCUCGUAUGAUUUAGACCGUAGUGUUGCCAGGAUUUUUAGAUUUAAUAUCUUCAAAACUAAGUGACACAAACUCUCGUAAACUUACUGUUCAAAUCAACGAAAAUAUUUCCACAAGUGUUUGGCGAUUAAAAGUAUUGAAUAGUCUGCGUUCUUUGUUAAGUGCUGUCAUUGAAAAUACUAUGCUAGGAUUUAAAAGUAAGCAAUUCUGUAAAUUUAUAGUUGACAAAUUGUUUACAAUUUAUUACAUUACUUAUACCUAUUAGGUAUAAUUAUAUAUUAGAAAUAAUAUUUUUUACAGAAUUAGUAUUAUUUAAUUUCUGUGUGUCAACGCUUGAAUAGAAGUGUAAUAUUUUAACUUAAUAUAACCACUAUUGACUGUGAAAAAUCAUUUUUGAUUAAAAAUAUUUCACUCUUUAAAUCCAAGUUUACUGAAACUAAAAUCUACUGUUUGACUCAUUUUUUUUACAGCCUCUGAUCAGAAUAAAACCGUACAUUGGAAGGAUUCGUGUCGUUUAUAUGUUCCAUUAUAUAAUGCUACAAGUUUAGAGGCAGGUCCUUUAGAUUUCAAUAUUUUUAUGAAAAAUGAAAUGAAAUCAUCAACAACUGAAAUACAAGUUGGUCAAAAUAAUACAAAUAACUUUGCAUUUUAAUAAAUCAUAAUUAUGUUAUGUCUGUUUAAAAAUAAUUUAAAUGUUUAUCUAUCAAUCAAUAGAAACACAUUUUAGAAAUCAAUUACAUUACUUAACAAAUAUCUUUGAUUAUCAUGCUAAUUAAUGUAUUUUUAUUAUAGAAUUAUACAGCCUCACUAAUGCCGCUUUUGUUUGAUACAUUCAUUGAAGUGGCUCCCAGUAAACGAGAACAUAAAAACAGUUCGGAAAUUCCAUUACAAUCUGCAUCAAUAUUAAAAUGCAUUUUAGACAUUAUUCUGUUGUUGUGGAAAAUUUUUCAACAUUCUGACAAUCCUUCAGAAAUGGUGUGUAAAUAAUAUACUAUACAAAAUGAAUUUAAAACUUUUAACCACAAACAUGUGUAACAGUUUAUUUUACAUUUUAUACUAUUUAUAAACUUGAUAUGUGUUUUAACAAUAUUGUUAUGGUUUGAUUUCAUUUUUCAGAUGAGUUCGUUCAGUGAAAAUUAUGGUGUCAAAAUAUGUCAAACAUUUCUAUCAUCAGGUUUUCCGUAUGUGACACUCAACAGUGGUGGUGGUACUUCAAAUAAAACUAAAAAGAAUAAAACUGACACAGAUGUAAUCUUAGAUUUAUUUGGUGAUAGUAUUACACAAUCUGAUGGAAAAUGUUCAAAACAAAAUAUGGACUUAUGUCUUAUAUAUUUUUUACUUAGUAAAUAUAAGAAAUUACCCAUACCAGUCAAAACUAUAUCUGCAUAUUUAAACGGUACAUUCUACAAUACAAAUAAGCUACAAUGUAGUUAUUAUAAUAAUUGCAAUAAUUUUAAUUUUCCAUAAUUUUUAGAUUGUUUAUGUUCAUAUAAAUCAAUUGAUCAUCAAUCAUUUGUUAUCUUAAUGCGAUGUCUUGAAACUGUGUCAGAUAACAAUGAAGUAAUCAAAUCUAAAGAUUCGUUUGACCUAAAUUCUGUUGUAGAAAAAUUAGUUGAUAUUCAUAAUGAAAUGGUAGCUACUGAUACCCGUCAUCGACAUGAAAAAACUAAAUUAGUGUUCAAUUACUUGUGUACAAUUGCAUCUAAACCUCAUUUGAAAAUUGCCGAUCAGUAAGUUAAAAAGAUUUGAUAAUAAUUAUUUUGUUUACUCACCAAGUCAGUUAAUAGUAUUAUAAAUGAAUGAAUUUGUUACAUUUUCUUUCAGGGUUGAAGAAUUUAGUAGUUGGUUGACUUUAUUACCAGAAUUCUUGUGCCAACGCAAAGUACCAUAUUAUUUAGUGAAAGCUCUAUCAAAUGUAGCGAGAUAUAAUUUACCACAAUUUACUAAAUCACUGUAUAUACUUAAGCCAGCAAUAUUGGGUAAGCAUUUCAAAAUUUAAUGUGUACCAAUACUUUUUCUCUCUCUCUCUUUCUCUUGGUUACAAACCUAAGAUUGGUUUGCAGACAAUUUUCAUUUGCACAUAUGAAUCACAUCCUUGGUUCCUUAUUAAUUGUUGAAUAUACUCUAAUCUUGGCCUUCCUCUAUGAUUUCUUCCUUCCACACAUCCUUCUAUAAUUAAUUUUAAUAAUCCUACAUGCCGAAUUGUAUAUCCUAUACAUUCAUUCUGUCUUUUUACUAUACUUUUUCAUAGUAGCUUUUCUUCUGACAUUCUUUCAAGAACCUUGUUAGUUAUUUUGUCCAUCCAGCUUAUUUUUUUCAUCCUUCUAUAGCCCCACAUUUCAUAUGCUUCCAGUCUUCUUUCUUUUUCCACCGAUAUCGUCCAGGUCUCACUUAUAUAGGUUACAGAGGUCUCUUCUCUGCAUCCUUUAUUCCCACUCUACUCAGCAUGUUGAACAUUACUGUCCAGUCUACCUUAUCAAACGUUUUUUUGAUAUCCACAAAGGCUAUGAAAAAUUGAAAUGAAAUGAAUCUUUUCUAAUUCUUUUCUGAAUGACUUCUUAAUUCCAAUAUUACUUCCCUCAUUCCCAUAUUUUUUCUGAACCCAAAUUAGUCUUUUGACAGCAACUGUUCUAUUUUGGCUUCAAUACGUUGGAAUAUGAUUUUUGUUAAUACCUUUGAGGCAUGCGAUAGCAAGAUAUUGGUACGGAAUUAUUCACAUUUUUUUGCUGCUGCUUUCUUUAGAAUGGGUAUAUUUAAUAUUUUCAUAAUCCUAAGGUAACUCCUCUGUAUCAUAAAUAUAUUUGAUAAUUUAAAAUAAUUUGUUUUGAUCUUUUUUUCCAAACUCCCUCCAAAGUUCUGCUUGUAUUCCAUCAACACUUACUAUUUUUUAUUCUUUAGAUUUAGUAUGUGCUAUUACUAUAUACAUAAAUACAUGUUUUUUAGAAAAUGUUGAUAUUGUACCGGACAACAAAGCUGACAAGAUGAACGGUCAAACAUUAUUGAAAGAUAUGAUGUAUACACAAUUAGAUUGGGAAAAAGAAAUUGGACUUGUUGGAUAGAGCAUUAUCUUGUGAAAAUGUAUACAAUAUGUUAGUUUUUUUAUUGAAAUUGCAUGUAAUAUAUGUGGAAUAUUUAUUUUUAAUUGAUUGUAUAAUUUAAUAGCAAUGUUUUUAUAUAGAUUUGAAUGAAAAAUAUUCUUUAACUCUAGAUUUCUGAUACUUCUUUUCCAUAGUCAUUACUAAGUGCUAAUUAAAAUUACAAUUCUUUUAGCAUUCUUCUUAUAUAAGUUCCUAUUUCUUUUGGACAAUGGGUAUUAUAUUCACAAUGUUGUUCCUGUCCAGUGAUGACCGAAAUAAAUCAUUUGAUGUUUUAUUACACCAAUUUUGAAGAUUCUUCAACUAAGAUGUUCAUGUUCUUCAUUCAUUUACACUUCUUUUUCCUUCAAUAUUUCCUUGCAUUACAAGCUGGAAUAUUUUGUAUCAUUGAUUAUUCCGCAUGAUGUAUCUCAUGUAUUCUAGCUUCCGAGCUUUUAUUGUUGUUAAUAGUUUCUUUUCUUUCCCCAACCUUUUAAAUACCCUUUGAUUAGUAAUAAGAGCUAUCUAUGUAAUUUUUAACAUUCAUCUUUCUAACCACAUUUUAAAAACCUUGAUUUUUUGCAUCUUAACUUUAUUAGUGUCUAGAUUUUCAAUCCAUAUAAUUAUAUAUAUAUAUAUAAAUAUAAUACAGAAAAUACAUAACAUCUUAACAGUCUGAGUUUUAUACUAAAAGACAGAUUGUGGCGCUUGAAUAUUUUCAACAUUUUUUCAAAAUGCUUUACUAGCUCUUUCAUUUCUACAUUUUAUUUCUACUAAAUGAUCUUAAUCUUCAUUUAUUGUUGUUCUAAGGUAAAUAAAUUUAUUAAUUUGCUUUAUACGUUGAUUUUAAAUUUUGAGUGGAAUGAAGAAAAUUAUGGUUCUAUAAAGAUGUUUAUUUUUUAUUUUUUUUUUGUGGACAACUUUUCUACCAUAAAUUUUACUCAGAUUAAAAAUUAUAUCACUUUCUGAAAGGAAAUCUAACUAGUAUGGUACUUUAGAGAGAUCAUUUUUUGAUUUUCUUAGGCAUUUUCUCAAUGUGUUAGAAAAACCGAAAAAAGGUUAGCAAUGGUUUAUCAUUGCUUACAGGUAUACAUUAAAUUUCAAUUUAUAUCCUACCUUUUCAACUUCCCAACUACAAGAGUGGCUACACUCACGGGCGAAGUAUGUCUGUCUUUUAAAUUAUUAAAUGCCCUUCUAUGUUAUUAUUAUUAAUUUUGUUUUCAUUGUAUUUAAGGUCAAGCCAUAUCACUUGCUCACUUCUAUCACUAUCCACUAAGUAUUGUAAUGUAACAAUGUUAGGUACUUAUUUGUAAAAUCAACAUAUCAUAACCUAAUAAUAUUUAAAAAAUUCCCAGUUUACUUAUAUUGCUAUUUUCAAUAUUUUCUAGAACUUCAUGAAAGACAUACACCGAAUAUAUAUUAAAUAACAGUGGUGAUAAAACACAACACUCCUCACUUAAUUAAAACAUCCUCUGGGAGUUCUCCAUCAAUCAAUGCACAUUACUGCUAUUUGAUUCCAAUACAGAUUACUUAUUAUUCUCAAGUUUCCUUUAUCCACUCCAAAUCUAAUUAGUAGUUCUAUAAAUUUGUCAUGUUCUAACAUUGAAUUUACAAAAAUAACACACUUUUCAUUAUUAGAUACAUUUUUAUCUGAAUACUUUUAUUAUGGUUCAUUGAAUUUUGAAUCACCGUUUUGUUUUGAUUCAAUGUUUUUGAAAACUAACAAAAUAACAUGGUUUAAAAAAUGGUCACUGUUUAUAAGACAGGAUAUAUUAUAAUUAUUUAGUUUGCAUACUAUGUGCAACAAUAAUUCAUUAGAACCAAAAACGAUAUUGAGUAAAGUUCUGUCAAAUAGUUUUUAUUAAAUUCAAGUUAAAAUUGUAUUAAUUUAUAACUAAUUAAAAAUUACUACAAUAGUUCAUGUUUUUAACAAAUAAAUAACCUAUCAUAAUAAGGAAUAAAUAAUCUUUAAAUAAUAAUUUUCAAAUUGUAUAUUUGAAAUGUUUUGAAAAAACGAAAUUAUAACAGCAGAUUUUAGAUAUUAUGAGUAAUAUUACUACAACUCAAUAAUAUAUGAGGUACCUUGUAUCAAAUUUUUGAGCAUUUAUACCAAACCAAAAUGAAACUAAAAACCUCAAAUACCAUGUCUAUGAUAAAAAUAAGAACAGAAAAAAAAUAAAAAUUGAAAUUAACAAAAACUAUAAUUGUGUAGCUGUUUUGUUCUUUUAGGUUAUUAAUACACGUCUAAUGAAAACCAAAAUGCUUACUGGACAAUAUUUUCUAACAGAAAUCAUCACUGAAGUUGAUAACUGGAGAAAAAUUUUCCGGACAGAAAAAAAUAUUACUUAAACCUUCAAUUUCCUCAGAGCCUAAAAAAAAGUACACUAAAUUAAU